This is a messenger RNA of Colossoma macropomum (tambaqui), 9830 nucleotides long. It is a transcript of the gene apc2, whose product is annotated as APC regulator of WNT signaling pathway 2. The transcript is spliced from 15 exons. The coding region runs from base 48 to 7664 and encodes 2538 amino acids. The record is from RefSeq and is a predicted model, not a curated record. Gene Ontology annotation, biological process: negative regulation of canonical Wnt signaling pathway; regulation of cell differentiation; negative regulation of microtubule depolymerization. Gene Ontology annotation, cellular component: beta-catenin destruction complex; cytoplasmic microtubule; catenin complex. Lineage: Eukaryota; Metazoa; Chordata; Actinopteri; Characiformes; Serrasalmidae. Gene Ontology annotation, molecular function: beta-catenin binding; gamma-catenin binding; microtubule binding.
GCCCAACACCAGCGCCGCUGCUUCACCAUGAGGGACCCGAUCUUGUAAUGAUGUCGAACUCGGUGGCCUCCUAUGACCAGCUGGUGCGGCAGGUGGAAGAUCUCCGCAAGGAGAACUCCCACCUGCGCCGUGAGCUGGAGGACAACUCGCACCACCUGUCCAAGCUGGAGAAUGAGACCUCCGACAUGAAGGAGGUCCUAAAGCAGCUGCAGAGUAAACUGGAGCAAGAGGCCUGCACUCUCGCCUCUUCGGGGAGAACUGAUGUGCUUGACCAGCUCAAAGAGUUGCACAUGGACUUGACCAACUAUUACGAGCUCAAGUAUCAGCCUCACAACCUGCGUGCAUUUCCUGAGACCAUGGGCAGUCAAGCAGGCGAUGUGGAGGACAGGACGGCUUUGCCUCCAGCCAGCAUCAGCAGAGCAAGGAGCCCUGUCUGCUUAUCAUCCCGACAGAGCUCCUCUGUGUCUGGAGAGGGCACAGCCGUACACCCUGGACAUGUCCACCAAGCCAUGAUGGGAGAGGGUCGUGUCACUGCCCAGCAUCUAGAGGAACUCUGCAAGGAGAGGACAAUGCUGCUGAGCGAAAUAGAAAAAGAGGAGAGAGAGCGCCAUUGGUAUUAUUCUCAGCUGCAGGGACUUUCACAGAGGCUGGCAGAGCUGCCCCGCAUUGACACAUUCUCCAUACAAAUGGACCUUAUUCGCCAGCAGUUAGAAUUUGAGGCCCAGCAGCUGCGUUCAGUCAUGGAGGAACGUUUUGGUACCAGUGAUGAAAUGGUCCAGAGAACGCAGAUACGCGUAGCUCGUCUGGAGCAGUUGGAGAAAGAGCUGCAGGAGGCUCAGGGUUCUCGUGGCCCACAGGAGAAGAACACUCAGUCAGAGAGUCAGAGUGUUGACUGCCUCUCCAAAGUGUCCAACCCUGAGCUGGACAAUGGAGCUUCCACUAGCUCUAUGAUGGAGGCCCCUGGAGAAGCAGGGAGCAAGGUGGAGAUGGUGUUCUGGCUGCUGUCUAUGCUGGCCUCCAGAGAUCGGGAAGAGAUGUCCCGCACCUUGUUAGCUAUGUCCAGCUCACAGGAAAGCUGUAUUGCAAUGCGCAAAUCAGGCUGUGUCCCCUUGUUGGUGCAAAUACUGCAUGACGGAGGCUCCGGAGAGACCACUGGAGCCGCAGGCUGCAGCCGUGAGGCUCGAUCACGAGCUAGUGCGGCUCUGCACAACAUUGUGUACUCACAGCCUGAUGAAGGUCAAGCACGACGUGAGAUGAGAGUGCUACAUGUGCUGGAACAGAUCCGCUCACAUUGCGAGAAUGGCUGGGACUGGAUUGAGAACCACCUCGGAACCCCAUCACCUGGUGGUGCUAAGAAUGGAAUUCCAGAGCCAGUAGAUCCUCAGAUUUGCCAGGCCACGUGUGCUAUAAUGAAGCUUUCCUUUGAAGAGGAGUACCGAAGGGCCAUGAAUGAACUUGGGGGUCUUCAGGCCAUUGCAGAGCUAAUGCAGUUGGAACAGGAGCUGUAUGGCAUGCAAAAUGAGCCUAUGAAUAUGGCCCUGCGAAGAUAUGCUGGGAUGGCACUCACUAACCUCACAUACGGUGAUGUUGUGAAUAAGGCCACACUUUGCUCAAAGAAAAGCUGCCUUCAAGCCAUUGUUGCCCAGCUUGCAUCUGAUAAUGAGGAAUUACAUCAGGUUGUCUCAAGUAUUCUUAGGAAUCUUUCAUGGCGGGCUGACAUCAACAGUAAGAGAGCUCUUCGUGAUGUUGGCAGUGUAUCAGCACUAAUGACCUGUGCACUCCAAGCUACAAAGGAAUCCACCUUAAAAAGUGUGCUGAGUGCUUUAUGGAAUUUAUCAGCACAUAGCACUGAGAAUAAGGUGUCGAUUUGCUCUGUUGAUGGUGCUCUUGGGUUUUUGGUCAGUACCCUUACCUACCGGUGCCAAACCAACUCGCUGGCAAUCAUUGAGAGCGGUGGAGGUAUUCUCCGCAAUGUGUCCAGCCUUGUAGCUACCAGAGAAGAUUACAGACAAAUCCUCAGGGAUCACAACUGCCUCCAGACUUUGUUACAGCACCUGCGAUCUCACAGUCUAACCAUUGUAAGCAAUGCAUGUGGAACCCUGUGGAAUCUGUCCGCUCGAAGUCCAAAGGACCAAGAAUUACUGUGGGACCUAGGAGCUGUGAGCAUGCUUCGUAAUCUCAUCCAUUCAAAGCACAAAAUGAUAGCCAUGGGAAGCGCUGCAGCUCUGAGAAACCUCCUCACAAAUCGUCCUCUCAAAUAUAAAGAUACUGCUGUUGUAUCUCCAGGCUCCUGCAUGCCUUCACUCUAUAUGAGGAAGCAAAAAGCAUUGGAGGCUGAGCUAGAUGCAAAACACCUGGCAGAAACAUUUGAUUCAAUUGAGAAGCAAAGCCCCAAGCAUUUGAAUAUUAACAAGCCACUACGACACAUAGAGAGUUUAGCGAAGGACUAUGCCUCAGACUCUGGAUGUUUUGAUGAUGAUGAGGCCCCAAAUGUUUCAAGUAGCUUAGACACUGGGACUUUCUCUAUGCUCUCUAUGUUCUUGAACAAUUCCAACUUCCUUCAAAAUCAGCCUCGCAAGAGAGAAAAUGAGCCUGAGCAAGAUGUGGGGCCAUUACAAACAGAUGAUAAAAAGACACAACCUCCUGAAGAUGAGGUGACUGUUGCAGCUGAAAAGUUAGCAAAAAAGAUUACUAACACUGUGGCUAAAAUUGACAAACUGGUGGAAGAUAUUACCAUGCACACAUCUUCAGAGGACAGCUUCAGUCUCAGUUCUGAGGAUCAUUUUGCAGAUUGGAAUUAUGGGCCUGAUGAUCUCCGUGAGGCACGAGCUAAGUCGUGUUCCCCUUGCGGUCUUUCUGAUAUCAACUCCUUUUCACACAAAGAGCGCUUCAGCAGAGCUCAUGCCCUAAUGCGACUUAAAACAGCCAACUCAAGUUUGUCCAAUGACAGCCUUAACAGUGGUAGCAUCAGUGAUGGCUACUGUGGGAGUAAGGACCAGAUACGCUCUUCCAUGAGGCCAGCAGAACAAAAACGACCAAACAAGCUUGAUCUUAAGGUAGCUCAUGAGGAACUGCUAAAGAGCAGUACCAGUGUUUCCAAAUUAAUUUGUCAGAAUGAGAUACCUGAGAGAGAUUCAGAGACAGCGAAAGAUCUGAAAUUACCUGAUCAAGGUAGCACAGAUGAAGAAAAGGGUCAAGAACCUCUUAUUGCAACACCAGCAACUGUGUCAACCAGGGUAUCUUCUGAUACCAGCAUACCUACCAUUAAGCUCUCUCCCUCAUAUCAGCAUGUUCCACUGAUCCAGAGUGUUGCCCGGUUUGGUGUUGCAAAGACUGCUAUUAAUGUUCAGGCAGCUCAGGCAAUGAGAAGACAAGCCUGGGUCCCAACUGUAUUGACUGGCGGAAGUAUUAGCAAGUUCUCCCCGGUAUGCUCUACGAGAAGCCCAACAAUAGGCCAGCUGGAGACACCACAGAAGUAUUCAGUGGAGAACACACCGAUCUGUUUCUCACGCUGCAGCUCUUUGUCCUCCCUUUCUUCUGGUGAUGGAGCCCUAGAUGGACAGAGUCAAAGCGAAAAUGAGCUGGAGAGUGACUCAUCUCUGGAAAUUAUUGAAGUGGAAGAUGGUGAUGUAGUGAAGAAGGAGGAAGAGGACGAGACACUAGAGGAUUUGAGUGAUAGCCAGUUGCUUAUGACUGACCAGAAAACAUGUCCCACGAGCAGCAGUACUUCUGACCCCAUUCAGAUUCCCUGCACACUGAGACAUGAAAAGACAUUCCUUAGAGCGACAUCACCAGUUAUAAAUGAGGACAGGACCCCAUCCAGUUCCUCAGACAACUACAUUCAUGAGACACCACUUGUGAUGAGCCGCUGUAGCUCUGUAAGUUCACUGGGUAGCUUUGAGUCCCCUUCAAUUGCUAGUUCUAUUCAGAGUGAUCCUUGUAGCGAAAUGAUCAGUGGAACCGUUAGCCCGAGUGAUCUCCCAGACAGCCCAGGCCAAACCAUGCCCCCAAGUCGCAGUAAAACUCCAUGCUGUGCUGAAUCAAGUGGACCAGAGCAGCAAAAUCUUGGUGGUGUUGCAGGCCAGUGGGAAAACAGCUUGCGGAAGUUUAUGGAAAUUGCAGACUUUAAGGAAAGGUUCAACUUGCCUCCAGACUUGGACACAAUGAUCUACUUCACUGUUGAAAAACCAAUUGAGAAUUUCUCUUGUGCCUCUAGUCUGAGCGCCCUACCUCUGCAUGAGCACUAUGUUCAGAAGGAUGUGGAGCUCAAGCUUACUCCAUUGCUAAAUCAGCAAGACAAUGACCCAGUAUAUGCUGGACAGAGAGAUCCUGAUGAUCCAUCACAUAUGGAUCAAGAUCAGUACAGUGAGGGCAACUCUGAUGAUGACAUUGAAAUUCUCAAAGAGUGCAUCAAUUCAGCCAUGCCUUCUAGGUUUAAGAAAGUAAGACCCACUUUGAUGUCUACCCUCUCAAACCAAGUUUUAAACACCCAGGCUCGAAGAUCUGUGCAGUUACCAGUAUACAUGGUGCUCCAGAAUAAUAACAAUCAGAUGUGCUCUGGCCGAAAGGUUGGAAUGUGCGUGAAAGAUAUUCAUUGUGAUGAUUCUUCCUACACUGAUUCUGCUGAAGGUACUCCGAUUUAUUUCUCAAGUACCACUUCCUUAAGUGAUGAGACUCUUCAAUACCCGGUCAAGAUGAAAGGGUCAAAAGACUGGCGGUCCAGAAACAAAGAAACACAGGAACUUAUUGAUAUAGAGGCAAAGAGAAUUGAAGAACUACGCCUCUUCUCUCGCUUCCACAAAUCGAGUAAAAUGGCUUGUCAGUCUGACAUAGUAACAAACCAAAUGAACAAAACAGUGAAGCAAAUGACUCCUACUCAAAGGUUACUCAUGCAAAGUAAGGAGAUGGCAGCUAGAAUGACUCAGCAAAGAGUCCAGAGCCAAUCCCCAGUCCGACAAGUACAAAAGCAAGGACAAAACCUGUCACAAAGCAUGCCACAUUUAGAUUUUACAGUCAGAAAGCAAGGUGCAGACGUGUAUCAAAAUAAGAAGACAUAUUCCAGAAGUAAUACACAGGAAAACGCAGCUUUUCAGUCAAUGCGCCACCCCACGCCCACAGGGGACACCAUCUACUGCUUAUAUGACAAUGAAAUGGAUAAAGACGAUGGAGUGAUGGCAAGGGCAAGGAACAGACAGAAACAGUUGAAUGAUACAAGUAAAAAUAACAUAGGUCCCAACUAUGCGAUUCCAAAAGGUCGUAUAGACAAUUUCCAGAGGAAUGGGUUUCACAGAAUCAAGCAAAAUCUAAUUUUGGAAGAAGCUCCCCCAUGUUACUCUCUUAGCUCAUCUCUGAGCUCUUUGAGCGAUGCAGAGUUUGAGGAACAAGUAGGGAAAGCUCAGCGAGUAUGGUUGAGAAAUAAACAUAAUUUGAUGUCCAAUUCAGUUCAGUGUCCUCCAAAAGCCCAACAUGCCCAAAAUCAAUUUGAAGAUAACAGCUCACCAAGUUCAGUGAGCAUGGACUCUGAGGACGAUCUUUUAUUAAAAUGUAUAACAUCUGCAAUGCCAAAGCAAAAGAAAAAACAAUCCAACAGAAAAAGGAAGGGAGAGAAGAAACAAAAACAGAAAACUGUUGUUCAGAAGGACUCUGAAGACUGGGGCCCUGAAGAUGGUCUGGGCAGUGAUGACAUGGCAUCUGAUAAAGAUUCUGAUCUCAACAGUGUUGAAUGGAGGGCAAUACAAGAGGGAGCGAACACAAUAAUUACAAAGUUGCAAGCUUCAAAGUCCCAGGAACCAUCAUCAGAAUCAGAAUCUGUUCUUUCAUUUAUGUCUGGAUCAAGCUUCACCCCAAAACCUGACGUCAAUGACAAGAAGAAGGUAAUCAAAGAUAACAAAAAGGCCAAUAAGCCACUUGAUUUUGCCCCACGUAAACCGGUUCCAAACUUGCCUGUAGUUUUCAGAGGCAGAACAGUCAUAUACAUGCCCAAGAAAGAGACAACACUUUCACAAAGACCACCAGCCAAGAAAGUGAGCCCCCAAACAGAUGCUCCAAAGAAUCCAAACUUAGCUCAACAUCGGUCUAGAAGCCUUCAUAGAUUGGGACUCAAUAACGAUUCUACUCAGCUGUCAUUGCCCAAGAGAAGCUCAACUCCUCCUGCCAGGAUCCCAAAGAGCUCAUCAUCAGGAUCAUCUCAAAGUUCAACCCCUUCCAGGCAGCCUUACAAAAAAGUAACCUCCCCUACCCAGACAGUAAAACAAAGUCCGAAAAUGGCAGCCUCAGCUCCAAGCAGUCCACCUGACAAGAAAGGAAGCGUCCCCACACCCAAUCAAAACCCAAGAUCUGCUACAGACAGCAAAACACAGAAAUCCCCUGUCAGGAUACCAUUCAUGCAGAACCCUUCAAGGCAGUCAAGAGCAAUUUCACCAUUAGUGACCAAUCAACCGACUAGUGUUACCAGACAAAAUAGUCAGUUAACGGGGAAAAGAAUCCUACCAGCCAAUCGACUGGAUUUAGUUCGUAUGACAUCUGCUCAUUCACGCAGUGGUGAAUCAGAUCGCAAUGGUUUCUUGAGACAACUAACUUUCAUCAAAGAAAGAUCAAAUGUCUCAAGACAAGACGUUCCUUGUUCCCGCUCAGUUCCUACAUCCAAGCAUGGAUCACCUCGAAGAGCAUGUCCAGGAGCCCCAGCAGUUUUUCUUUGUUCCUCUCGCUGCCAGGAGCUGAAGCCAGCAGUACAAGGGCCAAGAAGAUUGCAGGGGUCGCUAGGGCCAAGAAAUGGACAGGAUCAAGGCAUCCUCAAGCAGAAUAUGACUCUUUCAAGGGCAAAUUCCACUGACAGGGACCUCACAGUGAAACGUCCAGCCAGAAGAACAAGUUCAGAAAGUCCUUGCAGGAUGCCUCAGAGGAACGUACCUGAGCCAAAGCAACGCGAGAAGAGAGAAGACACUUUCAAAAGAUAUUCCUCCUCCCCAAGCAUAAACAUCUUGAGCCGUGUCACCAGCCGAUCCUCCCUACGCUCCUCGUCUUCAGACUCAAGUGGACGGGCUAAGAGUGAAAAGGACUUGAAACAGAGGCAGGGCCGAAUUGGAUCGCGAAACAAUAACAACAAAGUCACCUGGAGGAGGAUUCGUGAUGAAGAUGUUCCCCAGAUAUUAAAGAGCACUCUUCCAGCCACUGCUUUGCCUCUGGUGCCUUCCCCUGAAGGGCAAAAACCAGUGCCACCGCCACCAUCACUGCCAGGGAAACUGCCAACGAUUACACUGAUAUCACGUAAAACAAGUGACGCAACGGUGCAAACCGAGGACUUCUCAAAAAAUAAAACCAAUUCGAGCACCUCCCCAACAAUUGAGAAUGGCACAGUGAUUUCUGAGGAGGCAGCAAAGGUAGCUCUCCUCAGAAAGAUCAGCAUGCCCUCUGGGAAUAACUUGCAAGACGGAGAUUCUGAUGGAUCCCUCAAAAAUUACAGCACAGCUUCCACCUCAACCUUUCAAUCUGUGGAGAGCAGCCAUAGCGGAGGCAUAGGUCACUUCCGUCAUAGUUCUCCCAGCAAAGCUGUCAGAGUUACUCCGUUCAAUUACGUCCCCAGCCCGAUGGCUUGUUGCUCUCAAGAAACACAGAAUCAAGCACCAACAAUACCUGAGAAGACAGGUGAAAAACUUGAAGCUUAGUACCUAAAAUUGGUCACUGUUUCAAGCUUGACUUCUGUGUUCCUGAUGCUGUAAAAACUCAGGUGGUUUAGUGAGCAACAUUAAUCUACUUUACCUCGGACACUCAGUCUUGCGCUUGCCAUUUGCUUCAAAAAUUAUUUAUCUGACAAACAUUGUCUUCAUUGGCUAUGAAUUUCUAUCACUGAAAGUUGGAUGUGGACAAAUAGGCAUGAACUGUAGUAUCUCAUUGGAUUUAACCCGUUGUAUGGAACUUAUACACCAUUAAAGUGAAGCCGUCCCUUUUUUUAUAUUUUUGUACAGUUACAUACAUGAACCAUUGCUUGUUUUGUUUUGGUUUGGACACUUGAUCAUAUGAGAAAAGGAUUUCAAGUUCAAGUAGAGAGUUUAACACACAGCGUUCUUUAUGAACCACAGUGGACGACUACAUCCAGCUCUGUAUUCAUGACAAACAAUAUGCAAAUCACCCAAAUCAGAGACCUGAUUACUGGACAUUUCGGAAGAACACGUGCCACCUAAAACCUGAAAGACUGUUACAGUACAAAGAAGAAAACUUCACAUUUAUGCAUUAUGCACAGUAUUUCUUGUAUGUCAUUAUGCCACUGACACUGAUUAUAAAAGCCCUUAGCCUUCACUUUUAUUAUUGCAGGUAAAUACAUUUGUGGUAGGUCAGCCCAAGUCAGCACAGCGAGAACAUAAUAUAAUCCUUGUUGGUAUGUAGUGAUACUGUUGUAUAUAUUUACAAAGACUCUCUAAUGCUUCCCAGUAAGCAAAAAGUACUCCUAGCGCCGCUACUACUAGCAUGCUCAAUAUUCACCUCGUGUGCACAUCUAUGUGUUAUCGAUGUUGAAUAAUCCUGUCCCAUGAGGCAUAAGUAAUACAGAUGGAGGGAUCAUCUCUAAAUCUUUUGAAUAAAAAAAGAGAUGUACUUGUUAAUUGUUUAGCUGUAUGUAAUACACUUAGGUGGCUGUACAUAAUCUCUGCUUAUUGAAUGCUUUGAUAAUGUCAUUUUGUGUAUGAUCAGGUAUGGUUUAAUUCAUUAAGAGCAAGAAUAACACGUUAUUCUGUGGAUUAUUAGAGAGGAACAAUUUAAGAACUCACUGAUCAACUCAUCGAUGAAUAUCUGUUAAAAAUGCAUUGCAAUUCAAGCAGAUCCACGGUACAAAUUAUGUUGUGGCUUGAACGACCGUUGCCCAAGCAGACUGACACUAUAAAAAAAAAACAGCAUUAAACCUACUGUUCAGCUAUAUACAUGAUGAAAACAUGCUCCAUCAUUUAGCAAUUGGUAAGUGCAGUAUUUUCAGUCUUUAUGUAGCUAUUCUAUAGCUGGUUGAUUGGAAAGGGUCUCUGAAGAAUAACAACAAUACAUAAUGUGAACUUUCUCUGAAUGUAAAUGCUCAUGUUGAGAUGUUGAUGUUGCUGGCCCUCACGUCUUGAGCCCCCUAAAGCCCAAUGUAACAGUGGUUGUAAAAGCUUGGCCAGGUGGUACAACAGAAGCUUUCAACAAAGAAAUACAAUUUUUCUGUGAAGCUCUAGGACAGUGGUCACCAACCACUGUCUCCAACUCGUCCUGGAAGAUCUGCAUUCCUGCAGUUCUUGCUUUCCUGCGUUCUUCCACACCUGCUCCAGCGAAUUAACUUCUUGUGAAGUCUUUGAUUGGCUGGAUCAAAUGCGUUAGUGUUAGCUAAGAGGGGCAACAUGCUAACUGCAGGAAACUAGAUCUCAAGGAGGAGGGCUGGUGACCACUGCCCAAAGCUACAGAGCUCAGUGGCUGAUGAAAAUAAUAUGCAUAGUUUAUUGUUUUGAGUGUGACAGUUAAAUGUACCCAAAUCAGAAGUCUUUCUGCGAAAUCUGUAAGCACUCGAUAUCCCUUUAUUUCUGACUAGUCUGAGAGAUGCAGAAAUUAUGCACAGAUUCAUUUGUGAAAAUUUCCAAUUUGAACUCUUACUGUAUUUCACUAUGUAUAUGUAACACAUCGACAAGAACGUGCAUACUGGUGUACUUGUUUAUUUUCAUUGGAGAUUAAUGUCCAAAUCAAUGCGCCAGCACUAUACACUGAAAUGUUGAAGGGUUUUUUUUUGCUGGAUGCAAAUUGUGUUGGAAACCAACAGUAUUACCUAGUGAUGGCCAAGGGUUGAUUUCCAUAAUAAAUGUACUCAUGAAGCUUCA